Haemorhous mexicanus (house finch) is the source of this 1840-nucleotide messenger RNA. RefSeq names its product G protein-coupled receptor 83 (gene GPR83). Gene Ontology annotation, molecular function: neuropeptide Y receptor activity. The transcript is spliced from 4 exons. The record is from RefSeq and is a predicted model, not a curated record. Gene Ontology annotation, cellular component: membrane. Gene Ontology annotation, biological process: neuropeptide signaling pathway. NCBI's taxonomy places the organism in Eukaryota, Metazoa, Chordata, Aves, Passeriformes, Fringillidae. Bases 191 to 1462 code for a protein of 423 amino acids.
CUGAGCGGGAGAGAAGCACACUGCGGGAGGCAGGAGCAUCUCCCCGCUCCUGCUGCUCGUGUGCCGUGCCUGCAGCCCCCGAGCGCGCCGGGCUGAGCGAGGCAAGAGCGGCUCUCCCGGCACACGGAGCGAGUUCUGCUCUCGCCAAUGAGCUCUUCCAGAGCCGGAGGAGCAGAGCAGCGUUCCAGAGAUGUUAUCCUGUUUUGUCUGGCUCACCCUCCCCGACUUGGUUAACGCCUUUGUGACCCCAGGAAAGUUGCCCCUCAACGGGAGCCUGGAGAAGACUUUUGUAGUCCCGAACGUGUCGGGUUUCUUUUCCUGGGAUAAUGACAGCCUGGCCGACUGGCAGAGCUUUGUGGACAGGAGCCGGUACGGAGCGGAGUCGCAGAGCCCCACGGUGAAAGCCCUGCUCAUCGCAGCGUACUCCUUCAUCAUCGUCUUCGCCCUCUUCGGCAAUGUCCUGGUCUGUCACGUUGUCAUCAAGACGAAGCGCGUGCACUCUGCCACCAGCUUGUUCAUUGUGAACCUGGCUGUAGCCGAUAUCAUGAUCACGCUGCUCAACACACCUUUCACCCUGGCUCGUUUUGUGAACAGUACCUGGAUCUUUGGGAAGGGGAUGUGCCAUGUCAGUAGGUUUGCACAGUACUGCUCCCUCCACGUCUCUGCCUUGACCCUUACAGCCAUUGCUGUGGACAGGCACCAGGUUAUAAUGCACCCCCUGAAGCCUCGCAUAUCUACUGGAAAAGGUGUUAUGUACAUCUCUGUAAUCUGGAUCAUGGCAACUUGUUUUUCCCUACCACAUGCUAUCUACCAAAAGCUCUUUACCUUUGAGUACAGCGAGGAUGUCACCCGGUGCCUGUGUCUGCCAGAUUUCCCUGAGCCCGCUGAUCUCUUUUGGAAGUACCUUGAUCUAACAACCUUCAUUUUGCUCUACGUCCUGCCCCUUCUGAUCAUCUCCGCUGCCUACGUGACAGUGGCAAAGAAGCUCUGGCUGCGCAACGUCAUCGGGGACGUCACCGUCGAGCAGUACUUUGUCCUUCGCAAAAAGAACAAGAAGACCAUCAAGAUGCUGAUGCUCGUUGUCGUCCUCUUCGCAGUCUGCUGGUUCCCCUUGAAUUGCUACGUCGUCCUCCUCUCCAGCCAGACCAUCCACACCAACAACGCCCUGUACUUCGCCUUCCACUGGUUUGCAAUGAGCAGCACCUGCUACAACCCCUUCAUCUACUGCUGGCUCAAUGACAGCUUCCGAUCGGAACUAAAGGCUUUGCUCAACAUGUGUAGAAAAGCCCCCAGGCCCACGGAGCAGAGGCUUCCCUCCACAGUCCCAUCCUACCGACUGGCUUGGCCAGAAAAUGGCAACUUCAAGAGGUUGCAGGCUUCCCAUGUCCUUCCACCAUCCUCCACCAUCCAGUCAGGAAAGACAGACAUCUCUGCAGUUGAGCCAAUAGUAGCUGUGAGCUAAACGGUGGCCAUGGACUGUGCAUAGAUUUGGCAAGAGCUAAAAGCUGGGAAGAUGUGGAGCCCUGGCCACACAACAGGUGAUAAAACCAAGAAGGAGGUUCUGCAGGAGGCAGUAUGAAAGAGCUGCAUGUUUGAUGCAGGCUGAUGACAGUGGUGUAGAGACCCUAGAGGGGAGAAAGUUAACUCUUCCCAGGAAGGAACUUUCGUCUUUGUCAAGGUGACUUUUGGACUGGCUCGCAGGAUGGGGAUCUCUGCAUGUGUGUUGCUGAUGCCUGCAUGAUUAAGCCUUUUUAGAACUAGGACUCUGUGUUUUGCUGGUACUUAAAGUACAGACUCACCACAUCAGAUAUCCCUUCCCCUUUCCUGAGUCUCCUCGUAG